Blastomyces gilchristii SLH14081 is the source of this 375-nucleotide messenger RNA. RefSeq lists its product as uncharacterized. The transcript has a single exon. Bases 1 to 375 code for a protein of 124 amino acids. The record is from RefSeq and is a predicted model, not a curated record. Lineage: Eukaryota; Fungi; Ascomycota; Eurotiomycetes; Onygenales; Ajellomycetaceae.
AUGUCCAAAGCCCUAGAGACCGCGAGAACCCAGCUCAAGAGUAUUCAAAACGGAGCAAGCAAAUUCACGGCUUCCCUCAUCGAAGGUACUCGCAUAGUACCAUCGAGAAACAAGGAUAAAAAUGUCCCUGUCCGUGUCGAUGCCGGAAAAUACAACGCUAUGACGAAGUUGCUCAAUGUUGUCUUGCAAGUGAACUCGAAGCCUCAGAGUCCUGGCCUUGAGGCCUGGGUUAAGAAACACUCCACCCACGGGAAACUGGCCACAGCCCAAUUCAACACUGCCGCUGACGAUAAGAAUGCUGAAUAUCAUCGUGUGAUGGACGAAUUGAUAACCAAGGGGAAGGAGAACGUCAAAGACGGGAAGCAAGCAGAUUGA